UAGAAACUCCAGAUUCAAUUUGAUUAUAGAAAUUCUAUUAGUAAAUUUUUUUUUUUAAUUCUAGAAUUGCGGAAACCCAAGAGAGCAACAUUAAAAAAAAAAAAAAUGAGGAGAUCAUUGGAGGAAUCACAGAAGGCAAUGGAAAUUGCAAAUGCAGAAGUCAAAAGGCUCAUCAGGGAAUUGUUUCAACAUUUGAAAGCUAUUAGGCCUGCUGUUUCAUUCACUGGAGAUCUAUUCUCAAAGAUUUACAUGGCCGUGUAUCAAGCAUGCCGUGAGAUCUACCAGUCUUAUCCGUAUGGAGAUUCUUCCAAACUCCAUGAGGCCUAUCAAGAAGGCUUAUCACAUUACAUAAACCAAGUGAUAUUGCCCUCUCUGAAAGAAGAAGUUGACUUUGAAAAACUAAUUGAAAUGUAUAUUGAAAGUGUGUCACUUUCUUCGGCUUUGCCGAAAUUUAUAGGUCAUACAUUUCUUCAUUUGGAGCAAUAUGAUAGAACAGAAAUUAGUAUUACAGAAAGAGUUCAGCAAUUGUUCCCAGAAUCAUUGCUUGAUGAUAUGGCACAGAAAUUAUGUGAUGCUGUUUUUUAUUUGAUAUAUCAAGAUCGGCAGGGAAAACAAGUGGAUUGGGAUUUAGUAAAGAGUAGCUUUGAUGUAAUCAGAAAUACAGCGCUUGAUAAUCAAUUAAAGCAGAACAGUUGUACGAAGAAAUUAUCAAAAGAAAAAACAAGUCUUAUGGAGAAAUAUACAGUUGGUUUGGAGAAACCAUUGCUUGCAGAUUGUUCUAAAUAUUAUUCUCAACUAGCUACUGAUUACGUUCAGAAAUAUUCCUGCUCAGAAUACAUGCUCAUGGCUGAACAGUGUUUGGAAAAGCUUGAUAAGAUUGCAACUUCAUGUUUGCCUUUGAGCUUACAACAAAAAUUGAUAGAGGUAGCACAGCAUGAAUUAAUAGUUGUGCAACAUAAGCACCUCUUUGAAAAGGAUGACUCUGGUUUGAAAAUAUUGCUGAAAUGUGGAAUGGCCAAGGAUCUUAAAAGGAUGUAUAAGCUUUUCUCUCACACCAAAGAAGGCAUGAGUCUGAUGAUUUCAUCAGUUAUAAGGACCUUUACCAAGAACGGGGAGGAACUUGUAAAAAAGGCAAAAGAUGCAGAUGAAAAAAAGGAUUUUACGGAAGGCAUUCCCCGACUUUAUUUUGAAUUUGCGACCUACAUCAAGAACUACUUCAGUGAUGACUUCAGAUUCCACAAGGCUCUUUGCAAUGCAUUUGAAAUUCUAAGGAGGGAGGUUGGAUGUAAAAUGACCACCGCUGAGAUGCUGGCAAAACAUGCCCAUGAUAUUCUCAAGAAAGGUGGUGGUAUUGAUAAACAAAGCAAUUCCACUUCUGAGGAUGAGCUUGAUAAGAUUGCAGGGCUUGUUCCUUACAUCAAUGAUAAGGAUAUGUUUGCUGAGUUGCAUAGGAAGAAGCUGAUGCUUAGGCUCUUGUAUGACAAGAAUGCCGACAUAGAACAUGAAAAUUACUUCAUCUUGAGUCUUAAGAAGCAUAAUGGCGCUGUACUCACUUCCAAGAUGGAGCGCAUGAUCACUGAUUUGUCACUGUCAAGAAAAACCCAAAGUGACUUUAAGAACUUCUUGGAAACACACCAAGGAGAGAAUGCUGAUCCUUCCAUUGAUAUGGCUGUCACCAUCUUGACUUCAGGAGUUUGGCCUAGUUUAAAGUCCAGUUCUCUUCAUCUUCCUUCAGAAAUGGCUCAGGGUGCCGAGUUUUUUAAGGAAUUUUACAACUCGAAGAACAACAAGAAGAAGCUAACUUGGAUACACACACUCAGUACCUGCAACUUGAUCGGCCAUUUUGACAAGAAGUCAAUUGAGCUUAUAUUGACAACUUAUCAGGCCUCAGCAUUGAUGCUCUUCAAUGAUGCUGAAAGAUUGAGUUUCGAGGAGAUUAUGACACAACUGAAUGUGGACAAAGAUGAUUUGGUUUGGGUGCUGCAUUCCUUGUCAUGUUCGAAAUAUAAAAUUCUGAAGAAGGAGCCGAGCUCUGAGAGCAUUUCUCCGGCCGACCAUUUCAAGUUCAACUCUGAGUUCACAGUUACAAUGCCGAAAAUCAAGGUGCCGCUUCCUCGCAUCGAAGAUAAGGAGGUAAUACGAGAAGUGAAGGAUAAACAUCAGUAUGCAAUUGCAGCAGCAAUUACAAGAAUAAUGAAGAGGAGGAAAGUUUUAGGCAUCAAUGAGCUUGUUGAUGAAUGCAUUCAACAACUGAGCCAUUUAUUUGAGCCUAGUUUCAGGAUGAUAAAGCUGCAGAUUGAUUCUCUGAUUGACAAGGAGUACUUAGAACGUGAUGCAAACCAGCCCAAUGUCUUCAAAUAUGUGGCUUGAUAUGAAUGUUAAUUCCUGCUUUAAUUUGUAGUGGAGUGUAGAGUGGAAGAAGUUUAGAUAUAUACAUAUAUUUUUUUUCUUUUUUUUAUCUUGACAAAAUGGAUAAGCCCUUGUCCGAGGCAUGUGCAACUCUAUUUUGGAUAUAACUGAUGCCAUCACCCUCUCCAUGAAGAAUCCACAUUGCCCAUGCACAGAGGACAAUGUGCACCAUGCGUUCGGUAGCAAUUGAAUGCAUGACCUUGCCAGGGAAACUAAG
Dioscorea cayenensis subsp. rotundata (Guinea yam) is the source of this 2626-nucleotide messenger RNA. RefSeq names its product cullin-1-like. Gene Ontology annotation, cellular component: cullin-RING ubiquitin ligase complex. NCBI's taxonomy places the organism in Eukaryota, Viridiplantae, Streptophyta, Magnoliopsida, Dioscoreales, Dioscoreaceae. The record is from RefSeq and is a predicted model, not a curated record. The coding region runs from base 106 to 2370 and encodes 754 amino acids. Gene Ontology annotation, biological process: ubiquitin-dependent protein catabolic process; protein ubiquitination. Gene Ontology annotation, molecular function: ubiquitin protein ligase binding. The transcript is spliced from 19 exons.